Messenger RNA from Exophiala oligosperma, 2962 nucleotides. RefSeq lists its product as uncharacterized. Gene Ontology annotation, molecular function: nucleic acid binding; 3'-5' exonuclease activity. Gene Ontology annotation, cellular component: nucleus. Bases 84 to 1028 code for a protein of 314 amino acids. The transcript has 2 exons. The record is from RefSeq and is a predicted model, not a curated record. NCBI's taxonomy places the organism in Eukaryota, Fungi, Ascomycota, Eurotiomycetes, Chaetothyriales, Herpotrichiellaceae. Gene Ontology annotation, biological process: ribosomal large subunit assembly; rRNA processing.
UCAUCAUCCUGCUACUCAACUUCCUUGUAGUGUACGACGAGUCCAACAAGCACACUGCUCAUGCUGCAGAUUUGGGGCGAGGUAUGGAUCUAGCUGAUCUAUCCUCAAACUGGAAAAAGCUGCAGGCGACUUUCAAGAAAUCAGAUGUUGCCAAAUCAUCGUCCAAACUUACGAACCAAAAUGGCUUGAAGCGGAAACGCGAGCAAUCGAAGGCUACUAUCACCAAGCCUUCCUUGCUACCCAGGAAGAAGUUGCGUAGAACCAGGACCAUGGCUCAAGGCGGAACGGCAGCGAAGGCGACUGUUCCUAUACAGGACCUAGAAAAGUCUGACAAUGGCGGACGCCCACGACCUGCGGAUCGGGCAUCUUCAGACAAAGUAAAUGACGGACUGUCUACAUCAAUAGAGAUCGGCAAGUACGUUGCCAUUGACUGCGAAAUGGUAGGAGUAGGCCCGCAUCCGGAGAGAGAAUCCGCCCUGGCUCGAGUCAGUAUCGUCAACUACAAUGGAGAUCAAGUUUAUGAUUCCUACGUAUUGCCCCAAGAGACAGUGACAGACUGGAGGACAUUCGUUAGUGGAGUGGAACCCAAACAUAUGAAAUAUGCUCGAUCUUUCCAAGAGGCGCAGGCCGACGUUGCAAAAAUCAUGCAGGGCAGAGUACUUAUUGGUCACCACAUUAGCCACGAUUUGAAUGCCCUAAAGCUCAGCCAUCCUCAGCGAGAUAUUCGCGAUACCGCACGGCAUACACCGUAUAAGAGGAUACACGGAGGCAGUGGGUACCCACGCUUGAAGUUGUUGGCAUCUGAACUGCUCGGCUUCGAGAUACAAGAGGGUGAACAUUCCAGUAUAGAGGAUGCGCGGGCUUGUAUGCUCCUUUUUCGCAGAGAUAAGGCUGCAUUUGAACGAGAGCACGCUAAGAGAUGGCCUACAAGACCUGCACGGCCUCCCAACCCGCCUGGUGACACGGAAAACCAAGAACAGGCAUCGUCGCCCAAGAAGAAAAAGAAAAAGAAGAAAUCAAAAAGAUGAAUUCGAACUCCGCCUGCGAAGUGAUCAGGUUGAGUUGAGAGAGCCAUAUUAUGGCGAAACCCUUAUACGGGUAUAUCUUCCAUCAUUUCCAUCGCUCCUUCUCUUGCGACUGUGAUGAUUACAUCACCCAGUGUCUUGGUGUUGAAUCCGGCUUCACAAUAAGUGAAAUAAUACUGGCUACUGGUCAAUUCAUGGCACUCUACAACAGAAAAAUGAUGGACUCACCUCCCACUUCUUUCGGAACAACAGAACAUCGCUCUCGGUCAUACCAUCAUGUUCGGCCAAUAGCGCUGGUUUUAUGCGCUUCUGGAAAUUUCUCUCGAAGUUCUCCUUCCAUAUACGAAGGGCCUUUGCAUAAUGUGGACCUAUGUUCUCUAUCGAGUCGACCACCAAUAGUCCCUGGCUGCCUUUGUUAAUGGAAUCGACCAGUUGCGAAACUGUGGGUAGAUGACCUCCAGGGAAGAUGUAUUUUCGAAUGAAAUCUUCACCUUUGGCGUAUGCUUCAUAUCUCGACUCGGGCAUGGUGAUACACUGGAAGACCGCUAUGCCACCAUCUGGCUUGAGAAGCUUAUGAACACAGUCGAAAUACGUCGUGAGGAACUCUCGCCCUACUGCUUCGAGCAUCUCGAUGCUGACAAGCUUGUCGUACGGACCCUCGCGCGGCAUGGGCAGUGCUCUGUAGUCGCAAAGCAGCACUUCAAUACUUUCAGUCAAUCCUGCGUCUGCGAUCCUCUGGUCUGCAAGAUCUUUCUGUUCCCGACUCAGAGUCAAAGAAGUCACUCGACAACCUGUUCUCUGGACUGCUCUGAUGGCAAAACUUCCCCAGCCUGUUCCAAUCUCUAAAAUGUGGUCCGUCUCUUUGAUCCUUGCAUUGUCGAUGAAUCGAUCCAGUUUUCGCAUCUGCGCGUCUUCCAAAAGUUCCUCCUUCUUGGGCUCGUCCAAUUUUGACAGAGCCGCCCAGAUGGGACAGGAGUAAGUCAUGUCUCUGGACAGAAAUGCUUCGAACAUCUCGUUGCUGAUAUCAUAAUGUGCGCUUAUGUUCAAUUGCGCAUUGGGAAGCGUAUUCGUGCGGCGCAUAAACCCACUGAUUGUGGAGGAAAGGUACGAGGUUAUCGUGGUCGCGUUUGACAAUUCGUUGCGGUUUAGAAUGAAUAACUUGUGUUCUGGUCAGCCUUAUCUGCCAUUCCAAUUGGAUGCUGCUUACCUGGAAAAAUGCGGUGAGAUUUGAGCAUUCUACCUCACCAAGCAUGAAGGACUCUGCGAAACCCUGCUCCCUAGGUCAACGGACUGCGAUUCUAAGAGACGUGGAAAGCUGACCAUGUCGGUGAACAAAGCUAAGCGCAACCAGAAUGCGUCGCGGACUACUUGCAGUCUAGCCAGAGGUUCAACGUAUUCUCCAGCCUGGCCACAGACUGUUUCUGUACCAUCACUUUCGACCACGGGUAAGACGGCCGAUUUUGAUCUCCGACAGAAGCGACAGAAAAGACCUCCGGCAUGACUUGAUCAUGGGGUCCCAUGCUACCGUACCCGCGUAGGUACGUAGUCGGUCUACUAAGGAUGAUAUAGAGGGCGCCAUGGCUCAUGAACGAACAAUCAACGGCACUGGCUAUGAUAUACGACAAUAAACAAGGAGUGCAAGCAGAUCUUUCAUGAGUGAGUGUGUGACAACUUUGAAGAAAAACGUAGGUGAAUGACGUGAAUUUUGAAGGAAAGUUCCAGCAGGCCGGGUUUUGUAUGGUGCCACAUGUGUCGGCAUGGAAAGAACUACUCAUUACGAGCAGCUGCCACCAAGGUAUCCAUGUUUGUCAAGUGAAGAGCUUGCGAUGCCAUUCGAUAUUAAAUUAGACAGCGGGGUUAUAGAAGCGAACAUCGGGACCAGGUCUUUCAGGCCACCAAAAUGUCCUUUUAGAUUAGGUGAUGAUUUGUUGCCGGUA